AUGUACUCUUAAAAACCUCCUUCAUAAAUGUCUAGAUCUAGCAGUCUUAGAAAGCAUCCUUAAUAACCACAGAAUCAGAACUACAACUAUAUGAAUUCGGCUAAUGGAGUUAUGCAAGUAUUUCAAGGAGGAGCAUCUGGAUAAAGACCAAUCUCAGGUUAUUCAGUAGCGAAAAGUACACAUCCAUCAGUGCUUUAAGAUAAUAUGAACAUGACAAGCAAGCAGAACAUAGCUAAUCAUACUUCCUAGAAUUAUUCAUGUAAUUACUAAACUUAUGAUUUACAACUAUUAGUCUAUAAUUUUCAUCAGAAUGGUGGAGUGCUGCCAAGUGACAAGUAUGUCAAGCAAAAGGAACUGUCUUCAAUUAGACCUAAAAGUGUGGAAUAGCUCGCUCGAUAAAGGAUACUUAAGAGAAAAGAAUAUUUAGACCAGCAUUUCAAUGACAAUCCAAAGAUGAUAACUGAGGGCAAUGAACCCACGAUUGAGUAAAAGUUGCAAAUUGAGCAACAAACACAGCCUUCUAUUAAUAUAUUCAACUUUGAAGAAAAAGAGAAAAGGAUUAUCAAUAUACAAUCUUCUACUCUUAGCUCUGCAGUAGAUACAAAGCAUGCAUAGAAAUAGAUGUAACCUAGAGGCAAAUAAGUUGCGGAUUGCUAGAAUCAAAUGACAAGAGUAGAUCCUUAAAGGGCUUAGCCAAAGAAAAAGAAGGAAGUAGAUCCAGAUAAGUAGUAUGAGUUCUUUUUUGAGAAGUAUUUGGAUGAAAAUGAAAGUGUAUCUUCAAAGAAUACCGACAGGGAACUUCAAAAUACGCUUGCCCAAAGAGUGUAGCAUUAGCAAACAGCUUCAUUCUAAGAUAAAGAAAAGAGCAGUAUAUCUCAUAUAGUAAUUCCAUUUCAAUAGUCAUAACAAGAAAUCUAAAUGAAGAAACAACAUGAGGAGUAAAGCAAAGCGAUUCUUGAUGCUAAACUAAAGAACAUGAAUAAGUAUUAGGAGAUACUUGGAGAACUGGCUCAACUUAAAGAUGAAACAGCAAAUGAACUUGAUGAGCUAGAGAAGGAAAUGUAGAAUAAUACCAUUGAUUCUGUUAUUAAAAUAGAAAAGAAACCAUUAGCUAUAUUAAGGAUGACAUAAUAUGAGAAGAAGACAGUGCACGAGCACAUCAAAGCAAAUUACCUCACAGAAUCCUCUGUGUAGCAGCAAACUUUAGAAUCAUUCAAGGAUUUCCAGAUGAUAGCGCCUUUUACAAAUAUAGCUGAACGUAUCAAUAUUUAUAGCACUCUUAAGACUAAACUGAAUAAGACUAUUAUUAAGCAGUAAGAAGCUGAGCAACAACUUGAAGCAGAAUUGAAACAAAAGCGCUUUAAAGAAUAGCAUAGCAAGGUUAAAGAGGAUUUGAAGAAACGAAGUGAGCAGAUAAAGAAUGAAAAGAUUAAGAAGUAGAUUAAGGAGCAAGAAGACAGCUUGAAGAAUCAAAUCAAGAAAAAAGAAGCUUUGCAGAGAUAGAUCAUGAGAAGGAAAAUAGAAGCUUAGGAAAAGCAAAGCAAAAUGCAACAGAGAAGAGUAAUUAAGCAUUUCAUUGAGGAAAAUAAGAAUCAAGUCGGAGUGAUAACUGACAAAGCUAAAAUGCUGAUGAUAGAAUAGCAGUAUGAUGACAAUACGACUGAGUAUUAGCAGGAUGAACUGACUAAUCUGGAGAUUGAGAGGCUUUAGCAUGAGAUCAUGAACUCUAAGCAGCUUUUAGAGAAGUAGGAGAAGUUCUUGCUCGACUAAGUAUACCAAGAUAUGCUGAAAGAUAAGUAUAAUGGCUAUGGUUAAGCCAUUCCUUAUCUAGAAUCAAGUUAGAUGCAUUCAGAUAAACUCAAUGACACUGAAUCGAAUAACAACCAGAAUUAGUAGACUCCAAAUGAGCAAUCACAGUCAAACUUGCAUCAGAGGUCAGAGUAAUCCUUAUAUGAUAUGAUUCCACUGUCCAUGAAUGAUAAGAUCAUUGGUCUUGAGCAGAUCGAUGAAGCCUAGAAGUAGACUCUGGCUGAGAUACAGUACUAUGCAAAUGAGUAAUAGAUACUGGAAUAAAAACUAAGAGAGCAAGAGUAAAUGUUGUAGAUUGUGAUGAGAGAUAUUUAAGAGCGAGAGAAGCUUUUGACAUAUGUUUAUGGUGAUCAUGUGAAUCCAUCAAAUAACUAGACUUUAAAUGAAAUUGAAGGUUAAAAUAUUAACUAUAACGGCAUUGAGGAAGUUGAAGAAGAUGAUGAGCCUUAAGAAUGA
Molecule: messenger RNA, 2265 nt
Organism: Stylonychia lemnae
Lineage: Eukaryota; Ciliophora; Spirotrichea; Sporadotrichida; Oxytrichidae
Source: the annotation of a GenBank genome assembly